Tarenaya hassleriana is the source of this 1305-nucleotide messenger RNA. RefSeq names its product FAD synthetase 2, chloroplastic. The coding region runs from base 63 to 1172 and encodes 369 amino acids. Gene Ontology annotation, biological process: riboflavin biosynthetic process; C-terminal protein methylation. The record is from RefSeq and is a predicted model, not a curated record. Gene Ontology annotation, molecular function: protein C-terminal S-isoprenylcysteine carboxyl O-methyltransferase activity; FMN adenylyltransferase activity. The transcript has 5 exons. Gene Ontology annotation, cellular component: endoplasmic reticulum. Lineage: Eukaryota; Viridiplantae; Streptophyta; Magnoliopsida; Brassicales; Cleomaceae.
GACAUAACAAAUACCAUUGCGUUGUGCCACAGACCUUUGGCUGCAAGACUUUGGUCGAAACCAUGUUGUGCGGAUGCUCUCGUGUGUCUAUGCACUUGUGGGAUCAUCAUCAUCAUCAUGAUGCUACGGUUGGAUUAGGUUUAGGGUUUUGCGGUGCAAAGAUUGUUCAAUUCUCUCCCUUCGGUCUGAGACCUCACCCGACUCUGGCUAACGCCGAUUCCGGCCAUAGUUUGCCGGACCAGAUGGUUUCUUCCUCUGGUUCUCACUGCAAGAUUCCCAGUGAAAAUCCCGUUCUUCACGAUUGCUUCAGCCAGCGAGAAGAUGAUAGUGGCCUUCAAGUUGAGGGGUUGUCCCCAGUUGCAGGAGGGAUUGUUGCUCUAGGGAAGUUUGAUGCUUUACACAUUGGGCACAGAGAGCUUGUGAUUCAAGCUUCGAGAAUUGGAACUCCGUAUCUGUUGUCUUUUGUCGGAAUGGCUGAGGUACUUGGUUGGGAGCCUAGGGUUCCAAUAGUGGCCAAAUGCGAUCGAAAACGGGUGCUUUCCUCAUGGGCUUCAUAUUGUGGGAACAUAACACCGGUUGAAUUCCAGAUAGAGUUUUCCAGUGUUCGACAUCUUAGCCCCCGAGAGUUUGUGGAGAAGCUAACGUCAGAGCUCGGAGUUUGUGGAGUUGUUGCAGGGGAAAAUUACCGGUUUGGAUACAGAGCUUCUGGCGACACCGCCGAGCUCGUGAGGCUGUGUGGGGAGUAUGGUAUCGGGGCUUAUGUCAUAAACUCUGUGAUGGACAAGAAUCAAUAUUCUCGAGGCAGUGAGACAGAAGACAGAGAGGACAGAGGACAAGUUUCUUCAACUCGUGUUCGCCAUGCUCUUGCCUUGGGAGACAUGGAAUAUGUAACUGAGCUUCUAGGCAGGCCUCAUCGGCUUAUCUCGAGAGUUGGAACCCGGGAUUUGUCCAGUGAUGGGAUGAUUUCGGUGCCCAGAUCCUCAUUGCUGAAUCUACCGCCUCGGAAUGGAGUUUAUGAGGGCUGUUCUGUUCUGGUUAGUGGUAAAAUUCCGGUUUCUUGUAGUGUAGUUAUCGAUACAUAUGGUGUCCGUGUAGAAACAGAGGAACCACCAUGUCUUUGGAAUUCAGAUGCAGCUCAAGAGUUUCAGCUCCUGGGCAUUGAAUUUGGUUGAACCUCAUCCCAAUUCUUACGUUUUUUUUUCUCAAUUAUUCGACUUGUACCAAUCCGGUUUAGAAAGAAUUGUGACCCGGUUUAGUUCUUGUGACUCGGUUUAGUCCUUGUGACCCGGUCAUGUCUCUUACUAA